Molecule: messenger RNA, 1660 nt
Organism: Syzygium oleosum
Lineage: Eukaryota; Viridiplantae; Streptophyta; Magnoliopsida; Myrtales; Myrtaceae
Product: peroxisome biogenesis protein 2
Exons: 8
Coding region: 251-1294 (347 amino acids)
Biological process (GO): protein import into peroxisome matrix
Cellular component (GO): peroxisomal membrane
Molecular function (GO): zinc ion binding
Source: RefSeq, a predicted model, not a curated record
ACCCCCAAAAUAGUUUUUGGGGGUCCUUUUUCGCCUUUUCUUCCUUCGAGGAGCCGCCCAAAGCAAAGCGUCGUCAUCGUCAUCUUCCAUUUUCCGCCAUAUUUCGGAGCUGAUUCCACCUCUCUCUCUCUCUCUCGGCAGCUUCAUCUUCUUCUUCGUCGUCGUCGUCGUCUGAGCAAUCGGAACGGAGACGAACCCUACGACCGCUACUGCUGCUAACAGCAGCGGCAGCGGCGGCGAAGAGCUUCGAAUGAGCAGCAGCAGCAGCAGCAGCACCGGCAAUUUGCCGCCGCCGCCGCCGCCGGAAGAUGCUUGGGUCGGCACUUACCGGAGAUUGCAACCUCAGUGGCAACCCGUCAGCAAGUACCACGAGGCAUUGAUUCCAAUUUCCAUAUCGCGAGUUAAUCAAUUUGAUGCUGCAAGACUCGAUGUAGAAAUGUCAGCAAUGUUGAAAGAGCAGUUGGUGAAAGUCUUCUCCUUGAUGAAGCCAGGAAUGUUAUUUCAAUAUGAACCCGAACUUGAUGCCUUUCUUGAAUUCCUCAUAUGGAGAUUCUCCAUUUGGGUAGAUAAGCCCACUCCUGGAAUUGCCUUGAUGAAUUUGAGAUAUCGAGAUGAACGUGCAACCGAAGCAAGAGGAAAGCUGAGAACAGGCCUGGAAGGACCUGGCCUUACUGUUGCUCAGAAGAUUUGGUAUUGCGUUGCCAGUGUUGGUGGUCAAUAUAUCUGGGCCCGCUUACAGUCAUUCUCUGCUUUUCGUAGAUGGGGUAAUUCUGAGCAGAGGUCAUUGUUGCGGUGGGCAUGGGUUUUGGUACAACGAGUGGAAGGAUUUUAUAAAGCUGCCUCAUUUGGCAACCUACUUAUUUUUCUUUACACUGGAAGGUAUAGGACUCUUAUUGAGAGAGCUUUGAAAGCAAGGCUUGUCUAUGGUAGCCCAAACAUGAAUCGAGCCGUAAGCUUUGAGUACAUGAAUCGCCAACUAGUCUGGAAUGAAUUUUCGGAAAUGUUGCUAUUGCUUCUUCCUCUUUUGAAUUCCUCGACUGUAAAAAAUCUCCUCCACCCAUUUUCAAAGGACAAGGAUGCAGACUCUGCCGUAGAUGACUCUACAUGCCCCAUUUGCCAAAAUAGCCCAAGCAUUCCCUUUCUUGCUCUUCCAUGUCGACACAGGUACUGCUAUUACUGUCUGAGAACUCGAUGUGCAGCAGCUCCUUCGUUCCGAUGUUCCCGAUGUGGUGAACCGGUUGUUGCGAUGCAACGGUACAGCGAAUCGGUUGGAAGUACAAGCUCCGGAAAAUGAUUACUCCAGCGGGAGCAAGGGUGCAUUGCAGCAGCUUUAACUGACGCACUGAAGAAUGCGGUCGUUUCGGAACCAUAAAGCGCCCCGCAUUAUAAGCGAAACCAUUAUUUACCCUCUUCUGGAUGUGCAAAGAGAGGGACAAGUGGAGGGGUUUUUUUUUUUUUUUUGGUGGUAUUAAUUGGUUUGCUGGGGAUUAAAUUUAAUCCAGAUUGGAGUGGGGAAUGGGUAAGAUCAGUUACAUUAGUUUCUGUCCAUGAAUUCUGGAAAUCCAGGGUUGGCCAAAGAGAAAAUAUACGAUACGAUUGUAUUUGGCAGAAGAAUUGAAAAUCUCAACUCAAAUAAAGAUGCUAAUUCUUAUUCGGAUCA